Messenger RNA from Lactuca sativa (garden lettuce), 4620 nucleotides. The record is from RefSeq and is a predicted model, not a curated record. Lineage: Eukaryota; Viridiplantae; Streptophyta; Magnoliopsida; Asterales; Asteraceae.
AUGUCUUUGGCAAAUUACUCCAACAUGAACUCUGUGUCCAUUGCAAAUAGCUUAGGAUCUGGUUCACGGGCACCCAUACUUAUUCCUGAAGAGUAUAAUUCGUGGGUUGGCCGUAUGAAUCUUCAUCUUAACGCUAUAAAUGAAGAUAUCUGGAAGUGUGUAGAAGGAACAUAUGUUACUCUAGAAAAUAUGGCUACUCUUGCUACGAAUCAAGCCACUCAAACCGAUAUCAUAAGAAAGUUGGAACUCCAAGCCAAAAAGGAACUUGUGUCUGGAAUACCUCACAGUAUUCUAAGUCAAAUGGAUGACAUUAUGAUGUUAACCGCAAAUCAAAUUUGGGAAAAUUUGAAAAAUCGUUUUUGUGGAAAUAAAAGAAUUAUCGGAAACAAAAGAACAUCUGUUUUGAAUGAAUUCGAUAAUUUCAAAAUGCUUUCAUCAGAAACUAUCCAUGAUGCUCAUGAUAGGUUCAAUUUGAUUAUGGGAAAUCCAGCUAUUCAUACCGAAUCUUUGUACAAUUUGUAUGGAGAACUUCAAUCGUAUGAAUCCUCGAUUGACCCACCAACCAUUGCAGCUUUUGGAGGACCACUUGCUCUUGUGUCCACAACUUCUCAAAACCAAACACCUUACAAUGAUCAAAACUUUAAUCAUUUUAAUCAGACUACAUCUUUUCAAAACCAAUCCUUCCAGUCUGAUUCAAAUGAUGAAGCAGAUUAUCAACAACUGUGUGCUUUGGUUGCAAACACAAAUCUCCAGAGAUUUAUCCCAAAUCAUGGAACAAAUCACUAUGCCAGAGAAUGCCGAGCCAAAAACAAAACCAAAAUCAAAGACUCAGCAUACUAUGCUCAAAGAGCCGAUGAAUUGAAGAAACUGGAAAACCAAGAAAAGCAAAAAGCAUUGAUGGCAAUCCAUGAACCAAGCGUGGAAUACUGGCCAACAUCUGAUGACGAAGCUGAUAAUGAACAAGCACAAUCAAACUUCUGCUUCGUAGCUGGUGUUGAAAUACCUUCAAGAGCUCCAAACGUCAUAGAACAGGUAUGGUCUAUGAUCUCUGAACUUGGUUUUUCCAAAACAAUUUUUGAGUCCCACAUAACCAAAAUUGAGACUAGUCUGGAAACUGAUCUCAAAAUAUAUCAUGACACAAUGGUCAAUUAUGAUAUUUGCAAAUCUGAGUUACAAACCUUGCAACUCAAAUUUGGAGAAUCAACAAGAACUAAAAGCAAAUUGGAAAGAGACGUUGAAAGAAAAUCAGAAGAUUAUAAUCACGUCUUGGAACAAUUAAAUCAGUCCCUAAUUCAGAAAAGGGAUUUGGAACUAAAAGAUCAGUCAAUCAUUUCUUCUGAAACAAAAGAUGUUUUAGAAAUGGAAAUCCUUCAGUUGAAACAAGACUUUCAAGAAUCAACUGAUAAAUACAAUAUUCUAAAUGAAAAACUGACUGAUUCUUUAAAACAAAUCAAUUCUCUUAAAACCGAGAAUAAAAGACUGAUAUGGAAUAUGGAUUCUAUCAAAGUUGCUAGAAAACUAAGUGAUGAUAUUUUCACAAAGGCAAACACCUUAGGAACUGGCAAAAUUGAUACGAAUUAUAGACCAGGAAUUGGAAGAGAAUCCUUUGAAAUUGAACAAGCAGAACAGGAAAACAUGACGAAUUGUGAAAAAUCUGAAUCUACUCUACCAGAUCUUUUCACAUCUCUUAAUGAGGAAGAUUCAGAUGACGAAACAGUUAUCAACUGUAGUCCAGAUGAUACUGCUUUCAGUGUUUCCAAAAAGUCUUUCAAAAGAGUUGUAAAUUCUGAAACAAACUCUGCAAGUUCUUUAACUCACCAAAUCAAACAUACCGAUGGAACCACUAAACUCAAAAACUUUUUGAAUGGAGAAAAUUCCUCUUAUGAGGAUGGUAGUACUUCUAUACCAACUAUUUUUCCUACAAUGACUUCAUCAAUUGUACUUAAUGCUGGAGAACCCAAUGAUGAUACAUGGUAUAUUGAUAGUGGCUGCUCCAAGCAUAUGACAGGAAACCGGAACUACUUACGUGACUUCAAACCUAUACAAACCAAUCAAGAUGUUACCUUCGGAAACAACAUGAAAGCAAAAAUCAAAGGUUAUGGAAACAUAACAAAUGGUAAUUUUACCAUAAAGAAAGUUGCCUUCGUCGAUGACCUGAAACACAACCUCAUCAGUGUUUCUCAACUGUGUGAUAACAAUCUUGAAGUUCUUUUCACCAAACAACGAAGCUUGAUCAUGGACGCCAAAACAAAAGAUGUUAUAGUUGAUUCUGACCGUGCCGGAAAUAUGUAUCCACUUGACAUGGAUCUUAUCUACGGUAAACCCGAUAUAUGUCUGCUAUCUAAAGCCCCAGCAGAUAUUAGUUGGUUAUGGCACCGUCGCCUUUCCCAUCUAAACUUUGGGUACAUCAACAAAUUAAUCGGCGAUGAUCUUGUUCGAGGGCUACCACUCCUGAAGCUUGAUAACGAAACUCUUUGUGCCGCAUGUGAAAAAGGAAAACUUUCCAGAUCCACUCACAAAAGCAUCUCAGAAUCUAGUGUAUCCGAACCACUAGAAUUGUUGCACAUAGACCUUUGUGGCCCUGCCAAAACCCAAACCAUACAAGGGAAGAAGUACAUUCUUGUUGUCGUUGAUGGUUUCUCGCGCUUUACUUGGGUCUUUUUCUUAAGACUAAAAUCAGAAGCACCUGAAGAGAUGAUCAACUUCAUCAAACAAAUCGAGCUGAAGCUGAAACGACCUAACAAUAAAGAUCACCUUUCAAAAUUUGAAUCAAGGUCGGACGAAGGAAUUUUCCUUGGUUACUCAUUUUCUUCAGCUGCUUAUAGAGUACUGAACAAACGUACCAGAGUAAUUGAAGAAAGUACCGAUGUUCAUUUCGAUGAAUUUUAUGUCAGGAAAUUGGAUCGUGAACAUUUUGGUUCAAAAAUGAUUGAAAAUAUUUUUCAAAAUCCAAUUCAACAAACACCUUCUCCUGACAUAGACAUUGAAAUCGAUCUUGAUUUACUUUUUGAACAACCAAAAACUGCUUACAAUUCUGAACUUCUAACUACUUUAAUUAAUCCUACAGGAACACCCAGUGAAGUUAUUCCACAAACAAACCAAAAUGAUGCAGAUCAAUUCGAGGGGGAACCACCAACACAUACUUCCUCUUUGGAACAAACACCAAAUCCUCCUUUAAAUGCCCAAUCCCCAAAUAGCCAAAACAACCCCAAUGCAUCAUUUAUGGGGGAACCUUCAAACAUAUUCCAAGAUGAAACUCCUGGAGAAGAACAAUGGGAUACUAAAACUCCAAUUAUUAUAGCAGAAGAGAAUCGCUUAAUAAAGUGGACCAGAAAUCAUCCAACUGACCAAAUCAUCGGAGAUCCCAACUUAGCCAUUCAGACUAGAGCCGCAUCCACAAAUGAAUGUUUAUUUGGAGCCUUUUUAUCCACAAAUGAACCCAAAACCAUACAUUCUGCUAUAAAAGAUCCAGACUGGGUAAAAGCUAUGCAAGAAGAGCUAGCAGAAUUUGAAAGAAACGACGUAUGGAAUCUUGUUCCUACUCCACCCGAUGUUACUGUUAUAGGUUCAAGAUGGGUAUACAGAAACAAGACUGACGAUCAAGGAAUCAUUUGUCGAAACAAGGCACGUCUUGUAGUCAAAGGAUAUUCACAACAAGAAGGAAUCGACUACGAUGAAACGUAUGCCCCAGUUGCUCGAAUUGAAGCAAUUCGUAUCUUUCUUGCAUAUGCUGCACAUAAGAACUUCAAAGUAUUCCAAAUGGACGUUAAAUGUGCAUUCCUACACGGAGAGAUAGAUCGCGAAGUAUACAUCCAACAACCACCAGGUUUUGAAGAUCCCAAAUUUCCAGAUCACAGCUUUAAAUUACAGAAAGCUGUCUAUGGCUUGAAACAAGCACCUCGAGCCUGGUAUGCCACGUUGUCAACCUUUCUCGAAGAAUCAGGUUUUAAAAGAGGUUCAAUCGAUCAAACCCUCUUUCGUAAAAUAUUUAAUAAACAUCUGUUAAUCGUACAAAUAUAUGUUGAUGACAUUAUUUUCGGUUCUACUGAUGAAUCUUUAAGUGUUAAGUUUGCAGAUCUAAUGAAGAGCAAAUUCGAAAUGAGCAUGAUUGGGGAGAUGACUACAUUUCUCGGACUUCAAAUCAAACAGUCAACUGAUGGCAUUUUCAUCAACCAAGAGAAUUAUGUCAAAAACCUACUCACUCGCUUUUCAAUGGACAAAUCAAAUACCGCAAAAACUCCAAUGGCUUUUGGAUACAAAAUCGAUGCAGACUUAAAUGGGAAACCCGUUGACCAGAAAAGAUAUCGUGGAAUGAUUGGAUCACUCUUAUACCUCAUUGCCAGCAGACCUGACAUCAUGUUUUCUACAUGUGUGUGUGCUAGAUACCAAGCAAAUCCUAUGGAAUCCCAUGUAGUUGCUGUGAAACGUAUCUUCAAAUACCUUAAAGGCACUCCCAAACUCAGCCUUUGGUAUCCAGCUAAAUCCGAUUUUCAGCUAAACGCUUUCACCGACUCAGACUACGGAGGAUGCAAGCUAGAUAGAAAGAGUACAUCUGGUAGCUGUCAAUUCUUAGGAGGUAGACUAAUGCUUAUGCUCGAUGAAGAUUUUAAGUCAUAUUGA